Molecule: messenger RNA, 945 nt
Organism: Artibeus jamaicensis (Jamaican fruit-eating bat)
Lineage: Eukaryota; Metazoa; Chordata; Mammalia; Chiroptera; Phyllostomidae
Product: olfactory receptor 6M1
Exons: 1
Coding region: 1-945 (314 amino acids)
Biological process (GO): G protein-coupled receptor signaling pathway
Cellular component (GO): membrane
Molecular function (GO): G protein-coupled receptor activity; olfactory receptor activity
Source: RefSeq, a predicted model, not a curated record
AUGGGGAACCGCAGCACAGUGACCGAGUUCACCCUGACAUCCUUCCCAGUGCUCCCUGAGCUUCGGGCCUUCCUCUUUGUGGUUCUCUUGUUCACUUACACGUUAACUGCAACAGGAAACAUUGUCAUCAUUUCCCUAAUAUGGACAGAUAAUCGCCUGCAAACCCCAAUGUACUUCUUCCUCAGUAACCUGUCCUUUCUGGAUAUUUUAUACACCACUGUUGUUACCCCAAAGCUGCUAGCCUGCCUCCUAGGAGAGAGAAAAACCAUAUCUUUUGCUGGCUGUAUCACCCAAACAUACUUCUACUUUUUCCUGGGGACAGUGGAGUUUAUCCUGCUGGCGGUGAUGUCCUUUGACCGCUAUGUGGCCAUCUGUAACCCCCUGCGCUACCUCGUCAUCAUGAACAGCAGGGCCUGCCUCCUGCUAGUCCUGGGCUGCUGGGUGGGGGCAUUCUUGUCUGUGCUGGCACCAACCAUUGUAGUGACAAGGCUACCUUACUGUCACAAAGAAAUUAAUCAUUUUUUCUGUGACAUUGCCCCUCUCCUGCAAGUGGCCUGUAUAGAUACACACCUCAUUGAGAAGAUAGACUUUCUCCUAUCUGCCCUUGUCAUUUUGAGUUCCCUGGCCUUCACUACUGGGUCCUACACCUACAUCAUUUCUACCAUCCUGCGCAUCCCCACAGCCCAAGGCCGUCAAAAAGCUUUUUAUACCUGCGCUUCUCACAUCACUGUUGUCUCCAUUGCCUAUGGGAGCAACAUCUUUGUGUAUGUGAGACCCAAACAGAACUAUUCACUGGAUUUUGACAAGGUAGCUGCUGUCCUCAUUACAGUAGUGACCCCCCUUCUGAAUCCUUUCAUUUAUAGCUUGAGAAAUGACAAAGUGAAAGAAGUGUUGAGAGAUGCAAUGGAUAGAAUCAUGUUCUUGAUACUAAGGAAAACACGUUAG